Messenger RNA from Acaulospora morrowiae, 1337 nucleotides. The record is from the annotation of a GenBank genome assembly. Lineage: Eukaryota; Fungi; Glomeromycota; Glomeromycetes; Diversisporales; Acaulosporaceae.
GGGAUGCUGAUAAUGAAAAUAAUUCGGGUGUUUUGAAUUCGGAUAGACAACGUUCUCCAGAAAUUUUACAGGAAGGUAUUGUGAAGAAGCGAAGAAUUAGCGACGGGAAAAUUGUUGUAACCAAAGCGGUGGUUAAACAAGACGAAGAAACUGAACCAAAAUCGAAGUAUAAACAGUUAAGUAGAAAGGAUAUUAUCGAGGAACGAUUAGACGAUGUGGAGUUUUAUUAUGAGAAAGGUUUGCGUAAAGUAAAACCAUACUAUUACGAAUAUCAGACAUUUGCCAAAGGUAGAUGGCUGGGCAAAAGCAUAUUUGACGUUUUUUGUGGCGAGUUUCGUGAUAGGGGAAAAGAAUAUUAUGCAUACGCAAUAGAAAAGGGACUCAUAACCUUGAAUGGUAAAAUUGUUACUAAACUGACAAUUGUGAAAAACCAAGAUUUGAUAACACAUAAAAUACAUCGUCAUGAGCCGCCUAUUACCGCUGAUGCAAUUAAAGUCUUGCAUAGAGAGACGGAUUAUGUCAUAGUUGAUAAGCCCGCAAGUAUUCCUGUUCAUCCAUCUGGAAGGUAUCGUCAUAAUACGGUAAUACACAUAUUGCAAAAGGAACACGGAUUCCCUGCCCUUUUUCCUAUGAACAGGUUGGAUCGGUUGACCUCCGGCAUAAUGAUAUUGGCAUUAAAUAAAGAAAAAGCUCGUGAAUUUGAGAAACUGAUGCAGAAUCGAGAAAUUCGAAAGGAAUACGUUUGCCGGGUAUUGGGGGAAUUUCCGAUAGGAGAAGUUAAAUGCGAUCAACCAAUAAAAACAGUGUCCCAUAAACUUGCAUUAAAUUUAGUUCAUCCGGAUGGUAAACCGUUAACGGGAAGAACACAUCAAAUUCGCGUUCAUCUACAGUACCUUGGUUAUCCCAUCGCGAAUGACCCAUUGUACGCACACCCCCGAAUAUGGGGUCCCGAACGGGGCAAAGGAGGCACGGACACGAAUGUUGCUGAAUAUAUAAUUGAGAAGUUCAAUAAAGAGUUUGUAUGUGAAGAGAAUCUAGUUGUGUUUGACGAAGGUAUGUUUCUAGCAAACAAGGAAAAAUCGGUUGAUGGGAAAAGAAUUGAUGCAAACCCUACGGACAGAUCAAAUAACGAUCUACUGAAAGAUUCCAACUCAUUGAAUGGAGGAAUUUGUGAAGAAUGCACAAUUUCAUAUCAUCCAGACCCCAAACCCAAUCAAUUAUUGAUUUGGCUACAUGCAUUUAAAUAUGAAUGUGACUUAUGGAGUUAUGAAAGUGAGUUGCCUACAUGGGCCAAUGAGGAUUUCGAUGGGGAUUUGGAAUUUAACAAGGAUCCUUAA